CGGAAUGUCAGCCCAUUGUGAAUGAAGGGAAAUUUUUCGAACAUCAGAAAACGGUAAAAUAAGAACGAAGGUGAAUUCUACAUUCGGUAACACUGCCCUGUACAUUGAAAACGAAGACGGCCACAUUGCCUGCAAAAAAUUAGCUGUUUCGUAAUCGGAGCGCGUUCAACUAAUUUACUUUCUUUACGGGCAUAUACAAAAAAAUCUAUUAAAAAUGUUCAACUCUGUACGCUCGGCCCUUAAUAGGUCGGACAAGAAAGUUAUAUCACUACUUGCCCAAUCUCAACGUGAGUAUGCCAAGGCUGCCGCUAAGGCUGCUGGUGUUGCAAAUGGCAAAAUUGUGGCCGUUAUUGGUGCUGUCGUCGAUGUCCAGUUCGAGGAUGAAUUACCCCCAAUUUUGAACGCCUUGGAAGUCGACCAACGCUCACCUCGUUUGGUGUUGGAAGUCGCCCAGCAUUUGGGAGAAAACACCGUACGUACCAUUGCUAUGGACGGUACUGAGGGUUUGGUUCGUGGCCACAAAGUCUUGGACACUGGCUUCCCAAUCCGUAUUCCCGUUGGUGCCGAAACUUUGGGCCGUAUCAUGAACGUCAUUGGUGAACCCAUCGAUGAACGUGGUCCCAUUGGCACCGACAAGAGAGCCCCCAUUCACGCUGAAGCCCCCGAAUUCGUGGACAUGAGCGUCGAACAAGAAAUCUUGGUUACCGGCAUUAAGGUCGUAGAUUUGCUUGCUCCCUACGCCAAGGGAGGUAAGAUCGGUCUCUUCGGUGGUGCUGGUGUCGGCAAAACCGUAUUGAUUAUGGAACUUAUCAACAACGUCGCUAAGGCUCAUGGUGGUUACUCCGUAUUCGCUGGUGUCGGUGAACGUACCCGUGAAGGUAACGAUUUGUACAAUGAAAUGAUUGAGUCCGGUGUCAUUUCCCUCAAGGACAAGAGCUCCAAGGUAGCCCUUGUUUACGGUCAAAUGAACGAACCCCCAGGCGCCCGUGCUCGUGUCGCUUUGACUGGUUUGACCGUUGCUGAAUACUUCCGUGAUCAAGAAGGUCAAGAUGUAUUGCUUUUCAUUGACAACAUUUUCCGUUUCACUCAGGCCGGUUCUGAAGUAUCUGCCUUGUUGGGUCGUAUCCCCUCCGCUGUAGGUUACCAACCCACUUUGGCCACUGACAUGGGUUCUAUGCAGGAACGUAUUACCACCACCAAGAAGGGCUCCAUCACCUCUGUCCAGGCUAUUUAUGUACCUGCUGACGAUUUGACAGAUCCUGCCCCAGCCACAACAUUCGCUCAUUUGGACGCUACCACUGUAUUGUCCCGUGCCAUCGCUGAAUUGGGUAUCUACCCCGCUGUCGAUCCCCUCGAUUCCACCUCUCGUAUCAUGGACCCCAACAUCAUCGGUCAAGAGCAUUACAACAUUGCCCGUGGUGUCCAAAAGAUCUUGCAAGAUUACAAGUCCCUCCAGGAUAUCAUUGCUAUCUUGGGUAUGGAUGAAUUGUCUGAAGAAGAUAAAUUGACCGUCGCUCGUGCCCGUAAGAUCCAACGUUUCUUGUCCCAACCUUUCCAAGUCGCUGAGGUCUUCACUGGUCAUGCCGGCAAAUUGGUACCUCUCGAAGAAACCAUCAAGGGCUUCACCAAGAUCUUGGGUGGUGAUUACGAUCAUCUUCCAGAAGUCGCUUUCUACAUGGUUGGCCCCAUCGAAGAAGUCGUCGAAAAGGCCGAACGUCUCGCUAAGGAAGCUGCCUAAACACCAGACGUUGCAUCCACAAUAACAUCCCCUAUAUAAAACUAUAAGAACAAUCGACAUCUAUUUAAAAAUUCUAUUAUAAGAAUGUGUUUUUUCCAAAAAACUAAUAACUACCAUAAUGCACGCACUCACAUUAUGUGAAAGUCGCGUCAUUUAAUUAUUUGUAUUUGUAAAUGUUCGUUUCAAACGAGAUUUCAUAAGUGAAAAAAGUUAUAUAAAAUAAAAAUAUUCAAACUGAAAGUGAAUAAAAAUAAAGAAAAAAAUCCUUAAAAAAAAGUUACAUAAA
Molecule: messenger RNA, 2024 nt
Organism: Calliphora vicina (urban bluebottle blowfly)
Lineage: Eukaryota; Metazoa; Arthropoda; Insecta; Diptera; Calliphoridae
Gene: ATPsynbeta
Product: ATP synthase, beta subunit
Exons: 2
Coding region: 215-1738 (507 amino acids)
Biological process (GO): proton motive force-driven mitochondrial ATP synthesis; proton transmembrane transport
Molecular function (GO): ATP binding; proton-transporting ATP synthase activity, rotational mechanism; ATP hydrolysis activity
Source: RefSeq, a predicted model, not a curated record